Molecule: messenger RNA, 2901 nt
Organism: Vicia villosa (hairy vetch)
Lineage: Eukaryota; Viridiplantae; Streptophyta; Magnoliopsida; Fabales; Fabaceae
Product: formin-like protein 4
Exons: 2
Coding region: 168-2366 (732 amino acids)
Biological process (GO): actin cytoskeleton organization; actin nucleation
Molecular function (GO): actin filament binding
Source: RefSeq, a predicted model, not a curated record
ACAAUUAACUGCUUCAACUCUUUUGAAACUUUCACCAAAACAAAACAAAAAACCAAUAACUCAAGACAAAACAAACAUAAAUUUUUUCAGUUAUCAUCAAAUCAAUCAAUGAACACACAAAAACCUAAAAAAACAUCAUAUUUUUUCUCACAAACCUCAUUUCCUCUAUGACUUUCAACAUGAUCCUUAUUUUGUGUCUUCACAUUUUUUCAAUACAAAUCUGUUAUUGCCAAAAUAAUUCUCCUCAAAACAUAGAAACUUUCUACCAAAAUGGAACAACUUUAGUAUCUUCACCACCACCACCAAAGGCACAACCUUCACCACCUCAAGGACUAAUCGCGGGAUCGAAAAGUAGUUCGUCGAACGGUGAGAUAGCGAAAGCUGUGGCUGCAACUGCAGCAAGCACUAUAGUUAUUUGUGGUUUGAUUUUCAUUAUAGUGAAAAGGUGUUUGAGAAAAACAAAGAGAAACAACAUUGUUUCUAAUGUUGAUAGGCAACAAGUUGAUGUGCCUAGAGGGAAUGUUUUUGAAAAGAUUGAUGGAAAUGUGAGAGGGUUGAUUGUGGAUGAGGAUGGUUUGGAUGUGAUUUAUUGGAGAAAACUUGAAGAGAAGAAUUCUAACAAGGAUCUUUAUAAGGAUAUCAUCGCGAAUAGUCCGAAAAAUAAAGUCGAAGAAGAUAGUCAUGAAGAAGAAAAUCAAGUGAAGAAAUCUAAGUACAUUCAAGAAACUCCUCUUCUUAAAGGACAAUCUUCAUCUUCACAUAUAUUUCAUGAAGAGGAGGAUCUAUAUAGAGUUCCAAGAAUUCAAUCUCAACCAUCCAAAAAUGAAGGAUUUGUUAAAAAGGGUGUUGAAAAACAAGAAUUUCAAUCUCAACCAUCCGUUUUGCAAUCAAUAGUUGCACCACCACCACCACCGCCUCCUCCAAUGAAGGCAGCACCGCCACCUCCUCCUCCUCCGAUGAAGGCAGCACCGCCACCACCUCCUCCAAUGUCAUCAUCGAAAGCUAUCUCGAAGACCGAUCAAAGAAACUCUUUAGGGAAAGGUGUGGAAGAACCCAACAAUGAUCAAGUGAAGUUGAAGCCUUUGCAUUGGGAUAAAGUGAAUACUAAUGCUGCUGAUCAUUCCAUGGUUUGGGACAAAGUCGAUCGCGGCUCGUUCAGGGUUGAUCAAAAUCUUAUGGAAGCUCUCUUCGGUUAUGUCGCAACGAAUCGAAUGUCACCUAAAGAAAAGACUAACUCAACAAGUCCAAGCAAUGAUGCCUCAACAAAAAAGUUCCUUCUUGAUCCUAGAAAAUCACAAAACAUUGCCAUAGUUUUGAAAUCACUAGCCAUCUCGCGAGACAAAGUUCUUGACGCGCUCAUAGAAGGAAAAGGCCUAAAUGGAGACACAAUUGAAAAGCUUUCAAGAGUUUCACCAACAGAAGAAGAGAAAUCACUUAUCCUUCAAUACAAAGAAGAUCCAUCAAGACUUGCUGCAGCAGAAUCUUUCCUAUAUCACAUCCUCACCGCCGUUCCUUCAGCGUUUAACCGCUUGAACGCGAUGCUAUUCAAGUUGAACUAUGACUCGGAGGUCGCGGAGAUCAAGGAUUCUUUGCAGACUAUUGAAUUUGGAUGCAAAGAGCUUAGAAGCCAAGGACUUUUCUUGAAGCUUCUAGAAGCGGUUCUUAAGGCCGGGAAUCGAAUGAAUGAUGGAACUUCUAGAGGUAAUGCACAAGCUUUUAACUUGAAUUCACUAAGGAAACUCAAUGAUGUGAAAAGCAACGAUGGAAAAACUACAUUACUACACUUUGUUAUCGAAGAAGUUGUUCAUUCGGAAGGUAAACGCGCGGUUCUUAACCGAAAUAACAGCCUAACACGAAACAUGAGUCGAAAUAGAAGCAGUAACAUGAAUGGAAACAUCGAAACAAACAUUGUUUCGGAUGAAAAAAGAGAAAGGGAAUACACAAUGAUAGGAUUAUCAAUUGUGGGAGGAAUAAGUUCAGAAUUCAACAAUGUUAAAAAAGGAGCAAAUUUGGAUUAUAAGAAUUUGGUUGAAUCAAUUUCAACACUAUCUUUGAGACUAAUUGAAGUUCAAGAACUUGUUUCACAAUGUGAGAGUGGUGAAAGAGGAAAUUUUGUGAAAGAAAUGAAUCAUUUUAUUGGAAAUGCUGAGGAAGAAUUGAAACUUGUUAGGGAGAAAGAAAUAAUUGUGUUGCAAAUUCUUAGGAAAACAACACAAUAUUAUGAAAGUGGAGGUUCAAAAGAGAAACAAGAAAACAAUCUUCAACUAUUUGUUAUAGUUAAAGAUUUUUUGGGAAUGGUUGAUCAAGUUUGCAUCGAAAUCGCACGUGACUUGCAGAAGAAGAAUCCGAAAGGAAUGUCUGGAUAAACAUAAAAUCAAAUAAAAGGCAUCACUUGCGGUCGCAGAUACAGAUGCGAUUGUAAGUAUUGUGAUUGCGGUCAUUGUUGUUGCCACGGAGCAUAUUGUGACCGUUGCAGACAAAAUUUUUAUUAGACGGUGCAGUAAUUAGUCCUACGAGAUUCAACUAUCGCUAGAGUUUUGUUGUUUGGAUCCAGUCGAAACGAAUUGAUUUAUUUGAGUUUAUUUAUCGACAUUGAUCAAGACUAUUUCAACAACUUGAAGACUAUUUCAACGACUUGUGACAUGUUUGCAGUUGUUUUUUUAUUUUUUAUUUAAGAUGCUUGGAAUUUUGUUAAUGUACAUACGCUUGUAAACUUUUUGUAAUUUAUUAAUUUUUUCACAAUGAAAUAUUGGAUAAGAUGCUACCUAGAGCAAUUGACUUGGUAUAUCACAUAGGUAACAAGAGAACAAGUCUUAUGAAGAAAGAUUUGACUUCAUGAGCCACUUGAAAUCAUGUCAUGCACUAUGUUGUUUUAUAUUAUUCUCCUAAAGAAUAAAUCAU